Molecule: messenger RNA, 318 nt
Organism: Symbiodinium pilosum
Lineage: Eukaryota; Dinophyceae; Suessiales; Symbiodiniaceae
Source: the annotation of a GenBank genome assembly
AUGCUACGAGCCUUUGGCACUUUCUUGAUCCAAGCGCUGGUGGGAUGCCAUUCGAUCCGGACCUUCAAGGAGGAAGUCGAGAUUGGAGACUUGGGCCUCAGUGAUUUCCCGCCCUUGUGUGACGAAGAGAUCGUCUCCCAGACUUGCCAUCACCUAAACGGAGAUGGUCGCGGCUUGGAGAUCCAAAAGCAUCAUCUGGCCAAUGCUCUCUCCAAGACAGACCUGGAGAUGCAACUUUUCUGGGGUGACCUCGACCUCGUGGAGGGCGAGUCAGUAGCCUGCAAAGACCUCUGCACCGCUGUCACCGAGUAUAUCAAG